Messenger RNA from Lucilia sericata (common green bottle fly), 8636 nucleotides. RefSeq lists its product as uncharacterized. NCBI's taxonomy places the organism in Eukaryota, Metazoa, Arthropoda, Insecta, Diptera, Calliphoridae. The record is from RefSeq and is a predicted model, not a curated record. The transcript has 18 exons. The coding region runs from base 1548 to 7754 and encodes 2068 amino acids.
UAAUAAAAAUAGAAGAAAAAAAAAAAAAAAAAAACACAUUCAAUAUUUACAUAAAGAAAACCGAAAAAUAGAAAAAAAAUUUCAAAAACAACAGUGAUGAAUUUAUAAUGAAAAUGUCAUGUCAAAAUGUUUACUUUAGAUGAAGCAAAUUGAAAAAAAUAAAUUGUUUAAGAAAAAUGAAUAAAUUUUAAAGCUAGCAAAGAAAUAAUAGCUCCCCGUACAUAUCCUUUAGCAAAUAUAGUAAAAAAGUCAUAUCCUUAAAGAAAAGAAAAAUAUCUUAAAAUAUUCCAUAAUAGUUUAAAUAUAGUAUUAAUUGAUAUAAGAAAAAAUUUGGUCCUUUAAAUAAUAAUCAUAAUUAAAUAAUAAAAUUAUAGUGUAGUGCAAGUGUUAAAAUAAUUGAAAUUAUAACAACGAACACCUGUUUCAUGAAAUUGUUGUUAAUUUAACGAAUUACAGAUUUUUUUUUUUAAUUUUUGUAAAAAAAACAAGUUACUGUUACAUUACAUUGUGAUUUUGUUGACCCAGCAACAAUAACAACAACAAACAAGACAUAAUGAAGAAAAUGGAUUUAACUGGCAACAAAAACAGCAGCAACCAGAAAUGAAAACUAUUUUAUAACUGAAACUGACAGCGAAACAAGAAUAAUUGCAACCUUUUCUUAACUCAAGUAGCGCGCUGAUACCGAUCGUUGAACAAAUGAACAAUCACCUGAAGGAAGAACACAAUUCAAAAACGGAAAAACAAGUUAAUUAGCGUUAAAAAAAAUCGCAUUGCAACAGAAAAUAUAAAUUAAAAUAAAUACAAAAAUAGGGAAAAAAGAAAUCAAGAAACACACAAAAUAAAAAAAUAUAAACACAUAAAAGAUUCAGUUUAUAUAAAACCCUUAAGCUUAAGCGUACCUUUAAAAAUACAAAACCGGUAAAAUAAUAAAAAACUUGUUUUGAAUUAAACAAAAAAUACAUAAAACAAUGGUUAAGGUUGCAUCAUUUACAAGUGAAAAUGUAAAUUCUUAUCUACCAUGAAUCAACAGCAACAACAACCACACCAGCUAUAUCACCAACAAACAAACAUCAACAGAAAACUUGGUUGCAGAACGGGCCCCAGCUAAAACCGUAAAAUAUUAAAAAAAAUCCAAAAAAAAUAUAUAUAAUAAAAAAUACAUAUAAAAAACAAGGCAUUUGGAAAAUUGUUACGCUUCAGAAAUUAAAUUGUAACAUCCGCCAACAGGAAACAUUAAAAUUGUUCUAGUUUGUUUGUAAUUUUAUUUCGGUUUUUUUAUGUUGCCACUGAUACAUACAUGCAUACACUAGUACAUACCUGUAUAAUUUUACUAUACCUGCGAGAUAAUAAAUUAUAGCAAAAGUGAACAGAAAAUAUAUAAAUAAAUCCAAAUUGUAUAAAAUAAAAUUACCCUAACACAAAUACCCUACACACAUACAUACUUCCUCUAUAUUAAAAGGAAAAAGAUACUUCAACAACGAACUACCUUGUAAACAAAUAAGUAAACCUCUUUUUGAAAAGAACAAAGAAAGGGAACACAGCUCAAAAUGGAAUUGUUAAAAUUUUCCCGUCUAACUGUGCUUCUAGUCUGCCGCUAUUAUUUGGGUUUGGCAACACUUUUUAUAUUUGUUGCCCAUCUAAAUUUAUCAACUGGUCAAAUAGAUUGGGACGACGAUGAUGAUCCAGUCUCAACAGUAGCAGUUGAAGCGGUACUGGGUCGUACAGCCACUUUACCAUGUGACAUCGAACCGGAAGCCAAGGAUGAUAGAGUUUAUAUGGUCCUGUGGUUUCGUGAAAGUGCUGGUAAACCACUUUACAGUUUUGAUGUACGGGGGAGACCUUUCGAGAAGGCUUUGUAUUGGUCUGAUACAAAUUCAUUUGGUCCCCGAGCUUAUUUCGUGACAAGCAAACAACCUGCCAAAUUACAAGUUGACAAUAUACAAUUAGACGAUGAGGGAGUGUAUAGAUGUCGUGUUGACUUCCAAAAUUCACCUACACGGAAUCAUAGAAUAAAUUUAACGGUUAUUGUUCCUCCACAUCAAAUCUUGGUAUACGAUGCAUCGGGUCGAGAUGUUGCCGGUGCAGUGGGUCCUCUAUUUGAAGGCGACAAUAUUGUGCUGACAUGUGAAGUUCGUGGUGGUCGUCCCGAACCUGUAGUAACAUGGAUGAAUGGCACGCAACAAUUGGAAUCCGGUAAUGGUGUUUCAAUGGGACGUCAUGUAACCGUCAAUCGUUUAGAAGUUCCGCACAUAACACGUUCAGCAUUGAACAAUACCUAUCGUUGCCAGGCUUCGAACACCAAAUUAGUACCACCAGUGGAGCGCAGUAUUCGAAUUGAUAUGUUGCUUAAACCGACAUCUGUUAAUCUGACAAACAAGCAAAAAGUUUUCUCAACGGGCACUCAGUACAACUUGACCUGCAUAGUGGAAGGUUCUGUGCCGGAUACAGAAAUAAAGUGGACACAAAAUAAUCGUCCAUUUAAGAGAGGAACGUUAUCUACAUCCCAAAUAAAUGGUAAAGUUCUAUCUACACUCACCUUUAAUCCACAACCAGAAGAUGAUGGCACCCUACUUAAGUGUGAGGGAUCAAACCCACGCUUACAAAAUUCAGCUUUAGAAGACUCUUUAAUGCUCAAUGUCAUGUAUCCACCACAAGUAACAUUGUCAUUAGGCUCCACAUUGAAACCGGAUGACAUUAAAGAAGGCGAUGAUGUUUAUUUCGAAUGUCAUAUUAAAGCAAAUCCUAAGGAACAUCGUAUUACUUGGUCACAUAAUGGUGUUCCCGUUACUCAGAAUGUAUCUUGGGGCAUUAUUAUUUCAACACGUUCUUUGGUAUUACAACGUGUGGCACGAGUACAUGCUGGAUUGUAUGCCUGUUCAGCUGCAAAUGAUCGUGGGGAAACAACAAGUGCCAUGGUGAAUCUAAGAAUAAGAUAUGCUCCUGUUUGUAGCACGAAUGCUGUAAUUGUCAUUGGUGCUUCACUAGAAGAGGCUGUGCCCAUACCCUGUCGCGUUAAUUCAGAUCCACCAGAAAUUGACUUUGAAUGGACUUUUUCUAGUAGUGGUGAACAUUUUGAAGUACCUUCUGGUCAUUAUGCCACAAUACAAGAGGCUACUACAACCGGUGAUAUACAUCGUACCAUUGUUGAGUCCAAUGACACUCAUUUUGAAACUUAUGUAGAGACUGUUAGUGAAUUGAUUUAUACACCAAAAGGCGAACGAGAUUAUGGUACAUUGGCUUGUUGGGGUAGAAAUUCAAUUGGCAAACAAUCAGAACCAUGUUUAUUUCAAGUUGUACCAGCUGCAAAACCUGGAGCUUUGCGUAACUGUACAUUGAGGCCAUAUGUAGUGACCUCAGCAUCGUUAAAUUCAUCGAAUCAAACAACAAUGCAUGCCAAUCAAAUGAUGAUGCCAACACAAUAUGGAAGGCACGAAACAAAUUUCCCGCAUAUGGAAUAUGUACGUGAGAGGAAUAAUGAAGAGAAACAGCAACAACAACAACAACCAAAUCGAAACGGUAGUAACAAUAGUAAACAUAUGAACAACAACAAUAAUAGUAAUAGUAGUAACAACAAAAAUCAUAACAAAAUUUACAAUGAUGGUAUUAAAGGGACAAACAAAAAAUCUAAUAAUAAUAAUAAUGGUAGUGGUAGUGGCAGUGGUGCCAGUUCUGGUCCUGGUGUUGCUAGUAAUAAUAAACGAACUAACAACAAUAUUAAUCAACAGCAUAAUAUACAAAAACAGCAGAAACAACAACAACAACAAAAUUAUAAGCAACAAAUGAUUGUGCAAAAAUAUCGCAUUCCCUUAAAUCCCCAACAACUGCAAAGACUAAAAAAACGUACUUCUUUUACACCCUCCCAAACAUUGGCCAUCAUUAAACGCCAGCAGAUGGAUAAGAAAAAACAACAACAGCUACAGCAACAAAAACAACAGAAAACUAAAAAUGCUAACAACCACGAGCAAGACGAAACUUCAGUUGCAGAUGAUGAUGGUGAUGGCAACAAUCAUAGUAAAAGCAACAAUAAUAGAAAUAACAACAGCAAUAAUAAUAGUAUAAAAAUGAUGGGGCCACAGGCAACCGUAUCAAAAGCAUUUAUCAAUAAUCAAAGUGAUGGAUUGUCAGUGCCAACAACAAGCAACUUAAAAAUGGACAUAAAUACAGUAGUAACAGCAACGAAAGGAGGAACGUCAGCAACAGCAACGGUAUCAGCAAUGACAACAAAGAAAAAAUUACGUACAAAACGUGGUGCCAAAGAUAAAAACCACAUCAAUAGCAAAACAGCAGCUGCAACCACACCAGUAUCUAAGAAUGAUAAUGACAAUGAGGAUGAUGACGCUGCAAGAAGUUCAAUAACAACAAAGAAGAAAGAUCACCAAUACCGCCAGUCACAGUCACAGCAGAACCAGGAAAUGAAAAUGAGGCAAAAACAUUAUCCGCAGCAGCAAGAACAAACCCAAAAACUUUCAAAGAGUAAAAAGAAAAAAUCUAAUUUAUCAUUGCGUUUAGAGAAGACAAACAAAAAACUAACUGGCGUUGUUAAUGCAAUAUCAGCCACCACAAAAAAGGUAUCAUCAACCAGCAACAACAAAAACGACAGCGAUAGGUAUCACAAUAAACAACAUAACAAAAACACGCACAAACGUGAUAAAAAUACAAUGAGAGUAAUUCAUCAUCAUCAGCUACAGCAGUCACAACAGCAAAAACAUGAACAGCACCAAGAAAUAUUAAAAGUAACACAAACAACGAAAGCAAUAGCAAUAGAAGAUGCCAAUAAAACAAAACAGCAAAAAAUGAGCUCAGCAAAAAACCAGCAACAGAAACGUGUGACAAAACGAGAUGUUUCCACAAGAACUUUAGAAAAAAAUCAAAAACUUCCAUUAAUACCUCAGCAACAGGAAUCUGAAGAUGGUUCAAGCCUACAACGACAUUUAGAGGACAACGCUAAUGAAAAUUAUGUCGCACAAACUAGUGUAACAAAUAAUAAGACAUGCAUUAAAUGUGAUCUUCAUUAUCAUCAGUAUCACACUUAUCAAAAAGAAAUCAAUCGCUCGGUUACGAAAAACAAACUGCAGAAUGACAAAAAACGUAUACGGAAAUCUCUAACACAAAAAGAACGUUAUUUUAUCAAAAUAAGUAGCAACAAUACACUGCAUGACAACAAUACUUCCAGCAACUACAACAAUUUGCAUUUACAGUUUAAUGAAUCAACAAAAUCGAACCCUAGUAAUAUUAUAAAUAGACAAUCAAUGAUACUACCCCCAAAUAAACCAGAAAUCACCAAUAAACCUUCACAACAGCAAGUAGACCAAAAGCAACAACUACUAAAACAGGCGGAAACUUCUUUACAACCUCUAAAAUCCUUAUCUUAUGAAGACUCUAGUAAAGAGACAUCAUCAGGCUCAUUAACAGCCCACAACGCAGCUAUAUCUGCGGCAGCAGCAUCAUCAUAUCAAAUUGGAGAUGAGGACGUUGAGGCAGGAGAUGAUGAUAAUGAGAAUGAUAAUGAUGACGAUGACGAUGAAGAACAAUUGGAAAAUUUAGAAAUGUUCGAAAAUAACAACUCAAUAUACAAUCAUGCGAACAAAAAUAACUACACUGAUGAAUUACAAGCCUUAGAAGAAGACGAAGAUGACGAUGAUGAAGAUAAUGGAAGUACAACAAAUUUGGAAGAAGAAGAGUUAGAUGAGGUGGAAGAGGAAGAAGAUGAGGAUGAUGCUGACUUAUUAGCCGAAAUGGUUGAUGAUUAUUCAUUAAAUGAUUCAAAAGUCUUGGAUGAAGUUAUUUCAACAAUAGACAAUGCUUUACAAACACAAAUGACUUACAAUACAACUGAACAAUAUGCAACAGCAACACUAACACAACAACGAAAGCAAUACAGCAAGAUACCACAACACUCCAAUAAUAAGCCAGGAAAUGUCGAUGAAGUUCGCCACAAUAAUGAAAUCAGCAGAAACCAUAUCGAUGAUAAUACUCAAGGCAAUAAUCAUGUUGAUAACGAUGAAAAUAGCAAUGACGACAACGGAGAUGAUGACGAUGAGGAUGUUAAUAAUGAACCGCAUUUUGAUUAUUCACGUAUGGAAUAUAAUUUUCAUAAUGGCAUUGCCACCCACAGUCUUAUUAGUCCGUAUGGUUCUUCAGACUUGGGCAAUAAUGGUUAUAAUAAUGGUGGAGUAUCUGGUAGUAGUAAUGGUGGUGGUAUUGCCAGCAUUUUAGGUGGAACUGGUGGAGGCGGCGGUGGCACUAUUAAUUUUGAUAAUUAUGAUAAUAUUAUUUAUUCGACAAUGGAAUUGGAAUGUAUGCCAGGUUAUGAUGGUGGUCUACAGCAGCAAUUCUAUCUGGAAGCAUACGACUCGAAAACAAAGAAAUUACGCUUAAAUACAUCCAGCACGUAUGCAGAUGUGCCAAUAUUUCGUGUGGAUUUAAGUGAUUUAACACCCAUGGACUAUUACCCAGAUCCAAAUCCAGCCUUACAUCUUGUUGUCUACAGUGUUAAUCAAAAAGGACGCUCAGAGGCAAUUGUUUUAGAAAACAUACCAAUUAAUGAGGCAGAAAAACGUUCCGAUGGUCGUAUGGGUUUGUCCAUUUUACCUAUUGCUGCUCUUUUAACUGGUACACUAUUUACUGUAGGCAUAGCUGUACUAUUUGUUGUUGUAGUGGCUGUACGAAAGAGGCGUUGUCAGGGUGGUCGUAAUAUGUGUGAUGACAAGGACAAACAUUUAGGCAUGGAUGUUACCGUUACAGCCCCUCUAGAGACUGGACCCGGUCAUCAACGUUUAGUUGUGGCGUAUACUCUAAAACAAGGCAUCGAAAAGCAACCGGAUAUAUUGAGCGCUCAAAAAAAUGCAACUGGUAGUGCAACGUCAUCGCCAUUAGGAAAUCGUCCAAGUGGUAUAUUCAUAGAUACAAAUACCAGCAAUGGUGGCGUGGGCUCAAAAGCAACAAAUUAUGCCAAUACUAAUGGUGCUGUGGGUGGUGCGGGUAAUAAUUCAUCAACAGGAAACUAUGAUUCACCUUCGUUGAACUACACUGACAACAGUUCCGAUCCUCUGCAACAGCAACUCAAUAGCCCUCCCUCACAAUCGAGUACCCUUAAGCUGGGUCAAGAUUCUAGAAAACCAUAUCAAACACCUCCACUAUUAUACGAUGCUCUUAAUCGUCAUGAUAUAUCACGCUAUGAUCCCCUACCCUUAAGUAUGAAUUAUGGUGGCAGUAAUAGUACAUUAAGUUCUGGUGGUAGUGCUGGCAAUAAUUCACUCACCAACACAGCAACAGCAUCAUCGGUAAUGCAAAACAAUUUAACCAAUGGCCACUAUACAAAUCAUCAUACAUUGCCACAUUCAAGUGCGGCAUUACAACAACAUCAAUUGCCAUCAACCCAUCAUACUUUAGGCUCUGAGAAACUAUCAAUUGCCGAUUACCUCACUGCCAGCAGUUUAAUUGACUAUAAUCUAAGUAAAUCAGCAACGGGGAUGUUAACGAAUGCCAUGGUUGGUUCCGGUUGUGGUGCGGGAGGUGUUUCAACAAAUCCCUCGUCAUCCUCGGCCACAACAGCCAGCUCUAUGGGUCAUAUGACCUUACCCAAAGGUUUAGGUUUAGGUUCUAUAAUAGGUGUUAAUAAUGGCUCAGCCACUGUACCCACAUCGACUCUAACACCUUCAGCUUCCACAAAUCUAUCGAUGACACAAAAAUCUACCGCUAAUCGUAAUCAUAUUAUAACAGAUACCCUACCGGGUCCUGAAAGUUGUGUUUAAAUAUAAAUUUAGAGUUUUAACAUAACUAUUAUUAACAAAAAAAUACUUUAUCAUAGUUGUAUAUAAAACAAAUUUUUAAGAAAAGACUGCAAUAAACUAAAUAAUUAAAAAGAAAAUUAUAUAUGAACUAAAAAGGAAACUCUUAAAAAAAGAGCAAAAUAAAUACAAUAUAAAAAUAUAUAAAAAAUACAUUAGUUGAAUGCAUUUUUAUGUAAAGGAAACUUAAUAUUCCUAUUAAAAUGGUAGUUUUUUAAUUAUGAACAAAAAGUAAAAUACACAAAUACAAAAGGAAACGAUGCUUAAAAUGUACUUAUUUAAUACUAAAAUAAAUAUUUAUGAACAUUUUUGAAUAAAACGAAACAAAAAAUUAAACCCAGUUGGAAAUUUUACUUAUCCGUAGGCUUAAUCCGUUUGUUGAUAAUAUCCAAACGAUUUUAUAUCAUAAAAAAGAUUUUUAAAAAUUUUCAAAUUAUUUAAGGAUUCACGACAAUAUAUAGGCCACACAGGAGGUCUUCAUGCUAUCAAUUCAUUCAACUUAAACUUAUCAAAAUUACUAUAACGCCUUCGAGCUUCCAGAAGUAGGUAAAAAAUUGCCACUGUGCCAUGAAGGCCAUGCUGGAAAUGAACGAUCCGAUUAUAUGUCCAAAAACCAUAAUCAUUAUUGUGGUCAGAUAAUUACUGAAUUUGAAUAAUUUACACAUAAUCUUCCUCAUUACCAACCAAAAAAAUCCUACUGGGUUUAAAUUUGUUUCAUUUACACCUAAGUUCCAUACACAAUUACACAAACAGAUAUGACAUGAAAUGAAUAUAUAAAGUUUAUUGAAAUCUAACUUAAAUUAUAAAACCGAAAAUUGAAAAACGAACUAAAAUUAUAAACAAAUA